This is a messenger RNA of Rhodofomes roseus, 2270 nucleotides long. Its product is annotated as ATP-sulfurylase. Gene Ontology annotation, molecular function: adenylylsulfate kinase activity; sulfate adenylyltransferase (ATP) activity; ATP binding. Gene Ontology annotation, biological process: sulfur amino acid metabolic process. Bases 293 to 2020 code for a protein of 575 amino acids. The transcript has 8 exons. Gene Ontology annotation, cellular component: cytoplasm. NCBI's taxonomy places the organism in Eukaryota, Fungi, Basidiomycota, Agaricomycetes, Polyporales, Fomitopsidaceae. The record is from RefSeq and is a predicted model, not a curated record.
AGACAACCUGCCCGCCCACAGAAGACGACGCUCGUCCCAUUUCCGAUAUUCUGUCAGAGGAUGCCCACUGGUACGCGCGGCCGAAGGAAGCGACACACGGGACGGCCAUCGAUUUUUUUCCGCGUCUACUCAGAUCCUCCUAUACGAGUCGAUUGCGUGAUACCCUCACCAUCGCUUCCCCAGCCUACCGCAUAAAUCCUUGCAGUCGUCAACGAAAUGGGUUUACCAUUCUCAAAUACCCUCCGUGGACACCGCUCAAAGUCUCUGAAAGGCCUCUCACCACACAUCACCGAUGGCUAACACACCCCACGGCAGCGUCCUGAAGGACCUAGUUGCUCGCGAUGGGCCUAUACGCCAAAACCUGAAGGAGGAGGCCGGAAAGCUCCCUGACAUCACGCUCACGGAGCGUCAACUAUGCGACCUGGAACUCAUUAUGAACGGUGGUUUCAGUCCGCUGGAGGGUUUCAUGAACGAGAAGGACUACACCAACGUCAUCGAGUCUUUGCGCCUUGCUGACGGCACCCUGUUCCCCAUGCCUAUCACUCUUGAUGUCUCUCGGGAAGACAUCGACCGCCUCUCAAUUGCCUCCGGAUCGCGCAUAGCUCUUCUCGACCCCCGAGAUGACCAGCCUCUUGCCAUCAUCACCAUUGAGGAUGUCUACCGCCCAGACCAGGUGAAGGAAGCUAUCAAUGUGUUUGGUGCAGACGACCCAGCGCACCCGUCAGUAUCCUAUCUUCGCCGCAAAGUGAAGGAGUACUACAUCGGUGGCAAGGUUCAGGCAAUUGAGCCACCGGUGCAUUUUGACUACGUCGCCCUGCGCUACACCCCAUCCGAACUGCGCGCACACUUCAAGAAGCUGGCAUGGCGCAAGGUGGUCGCCUUCCAGACACGGAACCCCAUGCACAGAGCGCACCGUGAGCUCACGGUCCGCGCCGCCCGUCUGCGACAAGCCAACGUUCUCAUCCACCCAGUCGUCGGUCUCACCAAGCCCGGAGACGUCGAUCACUACACCCGUGUCCGUGUCUACGAGGCUAUCAUUGCCAAGUAUCCGAAGGGCAUGGGCCACCUUGCCUUGCUCCCUCUCGCAAUGCGCAUGGCCGGUCCUCGCGAGGCCGUCUGGCACGCGAUCAUCCGCAAGAACUUCGGCGCCACACACUUCAUCGUUGGCCGCGACCACGCAGGCCCCGGGAAGAACUCGCAGGGGAAGGACUUCUACGGCCCGUAUGACGCGCAGGAUCUCGUCAUGAAGUACCACGAUGAGCUGCAGAUCGAGAUGGUGCCGUUCCAGCAGAUGAAGUAUCUGCCGUCGACGGACGAGUACGUGCCUGUCGAUGAGGUCCCGAAGGGUGAAGAGACUCUUGACAUCUCCGGAACUGAGCUCCGAAAACGCCUCAAGACCGGCGGGCCCAUCCCUGACUGGUUCAGCUAUGAGGCUGUUGUUAAGACUCUUAGGGAGAGUUACCCGCCCCGAUUGAAGCAGGGCUUCGUCGUGUUCCUCACGGGUCUGCACAACUCUGGAAAGGAUACCAUCGCCAAGGCUCUCCAAGUCGUUUUGAACGAGCAGGGCGGCCGAAGCGUGUCUGUCUUGUCAGGGGACAACAUCCGCUCCGACCUCGACACACCGUUCAGCUACACCCCGGAAGAGCGGACCAAGAACCUCGAGCGGAUAGCCUUCGUCACCGCUGAGCUCGCACGCGCCGGUGCUGCCGUCAUCGCGGCACCCAUCGCCCCGAGCCAAGCCGCCCGGGACGCCGUGAAGGACACUGUAAUCCACACUGCCGGUGCGGGCGGGAACUUCUUCACCGUCCAUGUCGCGACACCUCUCGAAUUCUGCGAGGCGCACGACAGGAGGAAUGUGUACUCGCGAGCACGCAAGGGUGAACUGAAGCACGUCCCGGGUGUGAACGAGGAGUACGAGACUCCUGAGCGGCCAGACUUGACCGCCGACUUGACUACGCAGAGUGUGCCCGAGAUCGUGCACAGUAUUGUCUUGCUGCUCGAGACACAGUCGCUACUAUAAGUAGUUGCUUCGGAUGUCACAUUGUGACAUGCGUGCCGGUGUUCCGCAUCGGCGAGUUGUCUGCUUUCCCUUUCCGAACCCACACUUGAUUGUCGUGUUGUUGUUAGUCUCUGAAUCCGUCCAUAGAGUCUCAGGAAGAUAAUCGUUCCAGUUGUGUCUUGGACGAGUAGAAUGUUCGUGCUCAUGUCACAUUGCAUACACUCUGCUAGGUAGAAAUCAAGCAAAAAUAGAGCAAACAUUUCAAAACGUA